AUGACUGCGACCGUCAAAUCCCUCGACCACCUCGUCCUCACCUGCGCCGACGUGCACGCCACCGUCGCCUUUUACACCACGCACCUCGGCAUGCGCGCUUCGGAGUUUGUCUCCCCCAAGGACACGGACGGCACAGUCCGGCGCGCGCUGCAUUUCGGCGCGCAAAAGAUGAAUCUGCACCAGCGCGGCGCCGAGUUUGAGCCCAAGGCCAGGACGGCACUGCCGGGCACCGCAGACCUCUGCUUUGAGCUGGAUGAUGGAGUCGAGUUGGAGGAGGUGCAGAGGAGGUUGAAAGCGGCGGGCGACGUGACGUUUGAUGAAAAGGGCGAGAUUGUGUACAGGACGGGCGCAAAGGGACGGAUGAGGAGCUUGUACAUCCGCGAUCCGGACGGCAACUUGAUAGAGCUUUCGAAAUACGACGCAGAGUAA
Akanthomyces muscarius is the source of this 429-nucleotide messenger RNA. RefSeq lists its product as uncharacterized. The record is from RefSeq and is a predicted model, not a curated record. Lineage: Eukaryota; Fungi; Ascomycota; Sordariomycetes; Hypocreales; Cordycipitaceae. The coding region runs from base 1 to 429 and encodes 142 amino acids. The transcript has 2 exons.